This is a messenger RNA of Lymnaea stagnalis (great pond snail), 24378 nucleotides long. The record is from the annotation of a GenBank genome assembly. Lineage: Eukaryota; Metazoa; Mollusca; Gastropoda; Lymnaeidae.
CUUUAUCAUUGCAUGCGAAUCAGUGUAAACAAAAUUCAAGGAAAAACCAUUCUGAUAUUUCAUGAAUGUGGAUUAACUUGCAAAUAUACAACCUGUAUGGGUACCAUUCAAUGUAUUUUCUUAAAUCAAUUUUGUGUAGGGCCUAUAACUUAGUUUUGAUCAUUUAGCAUAAUUUGAUUUGACUUUGAUUUCUUAAAAGUACUCACACACAAACCCAAAUCAACACAUGUACUAGCACUUACACUGACACAUACAUUUACAUAUAAACAUGUAAUUGCAUUGAUUAUGAACUAGUAUGCUUUUAAUGAAUCCUGACAUGCGUUGUAAAAUUUUGUGAUGACUUUAAAACAUUUUGUGUCAAUCGAAUGAAAGGAAAGACGUAAUUCAUUCAGAUGUUUGCAAUACUUAAUUUUCAAUCUAAAUCCAAGGAAGUUUGCUUGCCCUUUUCAAGUACGGUAGUUGAGAAAAAGAUUAAUAAGACACGAACAAGUUGUGUCACUGUCACAAUAUAUGUUAAGCGUUAAUAAUAAUUGUAAAUAAUACACAAGUUAACUUUUCGGCACAUGCCAUCAUCAGUACAGAAACAAAACAUUGAAAUAAGUAUAAAUUAAAUUUACAUUAUAUAUAUAUAUAUAUAUAUAUAUAUAUGUAUGUAUAUACAUAUCAUACCUAAAAAAAAGAGAGAAAAAAUAGGAGUGGGCGCAAAAAUCCGACAGAAACAAAGUAAAGAAGACUGGAAAGGAAGCUGAACAAAACUCUUGUUUAGUAUAAAUUCAGAGUUCGUAAAUUAUUAACUGUUCUGAAAAUGAACUGGAAAUCAACUGGGCUUAUCAUGGUUGUUUUCAUCCAUUCUUUGAUGACACGUCGAUGUGAUACACAAAAUGGUGAGUUUUUUUGUAGUUGUUAAAUUAUUACUUUUUUUGCUUAUUCAUGUUGACGCUGACGGUGGGUAACAUGUGAACUCAUGUUGGGACCAAGUGGGCACGUAUGCCACGUGAAAAGUGGGCACGUAUGCCACGUGAAAAGUGGGCACGUAUGCCACGUGAAAACUUAUUCUGGCGCACACAAAACUCAAAAUACAUCCAUAAGCCUACUACCUUUUUUUAGGAGUACGUAAUAUCCCCCACCUUAAGCUCAAUCUCCUGUUUGAGAAUGGUCCGCCCGUUGGUAAGGAGUGAAUAGACCGUCUUCUCAGUAUUGAUUUCCAGUUGCCACCGCAGCAUGAACCUGUUGAUAACAGAGAGGUCCUGCUGUAAUAGAGUUUGCAGGCGGUGGACAUCUGUACCGGUGCUCCAGAUGACUAAAUCUUCGACAUAAGUCGCAGCACUAGUUGCUAGAUUUUGUGGCAAGUCAUUGUUUAGGCUAGGAAGAGAUUGCAACUGAAGGCUGACCCUUGCGGGAGACGUUUUUCAAGGGUUCUCUUCCUGGAGAUUUCGCUGCCGAAUUUUAUGCCGAUUGUCCGGUUUGUAAGAAAACAGGCAACCCACCUGUACAUGUUGGCAGUUACUCCCAACUUUUGCAACUUCAACAACAAUAAUAAUAAUAAUAACAAAGUUUAUUUGAAAAACACGCUUCAUCCCCAAAAGCUCGAAGCGCGGUACAAAGUCAACCAUAUUAAAAAGAGAAAUAAAAACAAUCUAAAAUUUACCACAUUUAAAAACAGACGCAACAGUAUAAAGCUACAUACGAGCAUACCAAGUCAAAGUCUUUCAUCCCGUUUCAACCAUCAGCAACACAAGCCAAUAUACAUUAACUGAAAAAGAUGGUAGAUAGCAUCACCCCAGAAGGUGUUUGCGAAAUAGAUGUAUUUUUAAAUCGGUUUUAAAGGACUGCAGUGUCUGGCUGUUUCUGAGAGCGACUGGAAGUGCGUUCCAAAUUGUUGGGUCGGCAAAUACAAAAGUGCGCUUUCCGUAAGUCUCAAGGCGAACACACGGUAUCGAUAUUUUGCCACUAUCGGAUGAGCGGAGCUCUCUAGUGGGUACAUAAGGUACACAAUAGACGAGACUUUCAAAUACGAUCAUAGGCUUGUCGGGGGUACAAAAAAAUAAACAGCCACUGUAUGAGACUUUUUCUGGAUUCCAUCUGUAAUGGAUUGGAGAAGACGAAGCAUCUGAUCUACAUGCUGCAUUCCCUUGCGGAAGCCCGUCUGUAUUGGGCUGAGGCUCGCGGUACUCUACAGGUUUCAGUAGAGCCCUGGUUCACCAUUCUCUCGGCUACUUUCCCUAAACAUGAUGCUAGGGAAAUUGGAAGGUAGCCAGUCGGUUGAUCGAGUUUCUUCCCAUCUUUAGGAAUAGGCAGGAUGGUAGCGCUAAGCCGAGCUCUGGGCAGGAUCUGUUCAUGAUUGACAAUAGCUGUGUCCUAGCUAGCGGGCCAAGGUCUUUGAUCAUUUCGUUACAGAUCUUGUCCUGAUCUGGCGCCUUGGCGGCGUUGCACUUGUCGAUGGCGGUUUGUAAUCAGUUAUAGUGAAAGGUGCGGUAAAGACUUCAGCGUGUGGUCCCCACCGUUGGGCCACUUCUCCCUUUUGCUGGAGACGGUUUAGGUUUUUGCUCUCUUUGGACUCCUGCUUCCGAUUUAUCUUUGCAAAAUGCUUAUUUAAAGCCUCGGUACUCUUGGCAUCCGUGGUAGCCGUGCCUGUCGUCGUUUGCAUUUGACGCAGAUUUCGAGCCUUUCCCAUGCAGGAUAGCGAGUCCACCAAUCGCCAGACCUUUUUUCCGUCUUUCUGAGGUCGAGUUCUCCGCAUGUCCCAACCCAUUUUUUUUCUUCUUCGCCCUAUCAACCUCCUUCCGAAACUAAGCUUUCAGUUUUUUGUAAAACGCGUGAGCAUCAGCACCUUACCUAGUGCAUACAGUCGCACGAGUGCCUACAGUUGGCCUGAGCCCCGUCACCGAUCUGCAGGAGAGGAGAGGAUUCGAGUUCCCUUGCCUUAGAAAUCUAUCACUAUUACUAGCCAUAUAAUUGAAUCAUGUCUAGGCCUUAUUGUGUUAUCUUCUCCCGGGGAGAAGUUACCGAAGUGACCCCUCUCCUUCGCCUUGGGAGACAGACAUAGUGACGUGAAUUUUUUUUAAGCUUCGGGUGAUCUGCUCUACCUUACUGGUCGGUCGCGCCGCGUAGAGGCAAACUUCAAGCGGGAAAUGCCGAAGCGGAACUUUUACCGUGAACGAUGAACUAAUUUACUCGACGGUAUUGUUAUAAUUAGUAGUAUUAUCACACCAGGAACACAAACACAUCUGUCCAGCUGCGUGUCUACAUUUUUUAAUGAAUAGCUACACGCAAGAUCACAUUACCUCUGACCUCUCUACUCAAGGAACAAGGACCUCACACAUUAACAAAGGGAAGCAACUGACAAUACAACAACGAUAUCACAAAAAGUAUCUUGUAAAUUGAUGAUUUUAUAAAAACAUUGUCUUGUACAAGAUGAUUUUAUAAAAUAUUGCCUUGUACAAGAUAUUUUGUAAGACAUUAUCUUGUAGAAGAUGAUUUUAUAAAGACAUGACCUAUGAUGAGAAAUGCUACUAAUUGGACUGUGCCGGUUUAUUUACACGCGGUCAAUGCCCGGGUUCUUUGAGACAAUACCUGGCCAAGGUUCGGGUUUAACACACAAAAAGUUAUCUUCUCAUUUUCUUUAAUCUGUUUUAGCCAAUGGGGAUGAGUGAAAAGUACGCGUAUAGAGCUAGUAGCGAUUCCAAUGGAAUCAAAGGAAAAGUUUUCAAACACUAAAACCUUAAUAACAUAAACAUUAUCCAGGUGUUCUCAUCAUUCUUUAGAGCGGUGACCCUUUAUAACAUUCGCCAAGUUGUGGUGGAAUUGAGAAAAAGGUGCUGAGAAUGCUUUGUAGUGGGACUGUAACCCAUAUUUUGAGAAACACUGCUCAAACCCUUAAACAUAGCAAAAUUCAAACUGGGAGCUGAGCUUCGCUAUAUGCGCCAGUGUUGCAGGUCACUGGUUGGUAGCAGUUUUCAUUUUUCUGAUACCAACAUACGCAUACUAUAUAUCAAUAGAUACUUAUAUACUCAUUAUGGUGAGCCCAUUCUAGCCUUCCUUCAGUGAAGCUAAAGGGUUGACUCAUGAAAUGAGUCUUGAAUUACAAUACUAUUAUUUAUUUUUUUUAAUAUUUUGUUUUGAGUGAGUUGGUGCUCAUAUUCGGAAUUUCCGGGUAUGCGGGUCAGUACCUGGCUCAGCCCUAGUUACUCAUUGUGGUCUCGUAUUUUCCUUGACUUUCUCAACAGCUAACUGCGUUGGCGGUUGGUUCGGAUCAGUGUGUCAAUAUAAGUGUCACUGUGCCAAUCAAAUCGAUUGCCUGGACGACGGAUCAUGUCCAGAUGGAAUCACGUGCGACAGCGGGUGGUUCGGUCCAGCUUGUCAAUAUGGUAGGGUAUAAAGGAUAUUUUUUAAAUUAUUUCAAUUUGAUCACCAUGAUAACGUGUAUGUGUUAUAUGAAAUCAAAUCUAAUAGAUUCAUUGAUAAAUGUACGUGACGUCAUUUUAAUAAUUUAAGUGUGCCACUUAAGCUUUGUAAAAUAUUAACCCACAAGGUAAAAUAUAGAUUACUAUAAACUCUAGUGAUAACAAUUAUAAUAUUUGUUUAUUUAUCUCCGUUUAAAGCAAAAAUGUAUAUUCAAUACGAAUGAUGUAAGAAAUUGGAGUCCUUAGGUCUUAUAAACUAUUUAUAAUUUAUGAAUUUAAUAAUAAAUAUUUUUGCGCAAUUUCAUCUUAGAUAUGUGAUUACAUUUUUUUUUCAAUGGGUCAAAAAUGGGUUUAACAAUGGCCACACAUGUCAACAGCUGAUGUGGCCAAGCAAGACAUGCUGACCAGUCCAGCAGAUGUCCACGGCUUUCUAACAGACGGAGAUGAUGAGACGUGCGAGACCUUCCAGUCUUCAAUGAUCAUUACAUUCUCUUGGAACACGUCAUUCUUCUUCUCUUGGAUUAGAUUAAGAUACAUUCCACUUCCAGGUCAGCACAGACAACAACAUCAGAAGUAGAUUUACCUUUUUUUUUUACGUUAGAGGCUGCUUGCUUUGACUUAAAUGUUGAAUUUAAUAAGGCUCUUUCAUUCGUGUGAAACUAUUCUAAAAUUAUAGGGUUUUUUUUUAUCCCUGAUGUUCAGUUCACACGAUUCAAGUUCUGUCAAAUGUCAUUUUGCAGGCACUAUUUUGUUUUACUGAAUAGUGAGUUCAAAAAGAAUUUGGCGAAAGUUUAAUCGUGUGAACUGAGUAUAAAAUCAACUUUUCACAAUCCAUGAACCCAUAAACUUUGUACCACUUUUUUAAAGUGUAGCGAUUCCAAAGCCCGUUAGUUCUGAUUAUGGGGACCGUCUUCCCCCCAAUUGGUGAAAGCCAACGCCCCCCACCCCACACACCCUAGACAUUGGGCUUGCUUAAGUUUGUACUGUCGCCAUUGGGGUCAUGCCAGGCAUGGUAUCUGAGUUUAAUUCGGGAUGUUGACAAUGAAGAUUAGUGUUCGAGCAAAAUGUGUAACUGUUAUUUUUCUGUAUUAUUGAUUAUAUUGAUAACAAACUAUUUUAUAUUUUCCAUCAAAUGAAACGAUAAAAUCCCGAGAUUAUUCAAAAACAAAAAUGAAUGUUAGUAGGCCCAGAAGUUUUUAUUUCGGUUUUAAUUCUUAAAACUCAUUGAACGACGAGUUGGCCGACGGUUUAAACGCGCGCCGUGCCACAUUAUUGGCUUGUGUUCAAUUCCCUUCAUAAGCUGGACAAUUAUGUCAUAAGAGUUUUCUGUUUUUUAAUUGUUAUUAAUUUACGAUACCCUCCCCCCCCCCCCCCCCCCCCCCCCUUCCGUUGCACAGAAAAAAAAGUAAAUAUCGAGUAAAUGUAUUGUGAUCUUUACCAAAAUAAUUUUGUUACCUGGAUAAAAAAAAUUCAAGCCGGGGAGUGGGGUGGGUGUUAUUCCCCACACCAACCUCAGAUUAAAAUCAACUGCUUUCUGACCUCCUCCUUGGGUAGACGCCCUUGCUUCUAAAUUAUAUUUAUCAAAAUUGAGCGACUCAUUUCCCAUACUGAGCACCAAGGACCUGUAAUAGGAACCACCAAAUUGUAAUUGUCUGCCAAGCUAGCCACAUGAAAGCUAGAUAAACUGGUAAUGUGUAUUUCUUCUACGCAUACACAAAUUGCAUUUUGUAAAUAAAACAGUUCUUAUUUUGAUCUGACAGGUAAAAGCCCCAGGUUUGUGGUCGCCUUAACGGGGCAGAACAGCGGGAGCAUUCUUACCUGUGCCAAUGACAGAAUAGUUCAGAUGGGCAACACAUCCGAUGUAGCGUGUGACCUCACCACGCCUGUACAGCAGAUCAUUCUAACAGCCAUAGACCUCCAGGCACUCUGCACUGUUCACGUCAGUGGGGGUAAGUCUAUUUUGACAGCACAAAUGAAUGGAUCAAAUAUUAUCUUAACGAAAGAUACGAAAUUUAAUCUAAAUUAUGAAGGAAUUAUCGGUGGAGAUAUUUUUUACCUUGUAUUGAAGAAGACUGUAUGAUGAUGUCCGAUGGAACAGUACAUUUGAUGAUGUUGAUUGAGUAUUUUUUUGUGGCGGAUAGUCGUCUAGGAGUAGGUCCCCUCCGUACGGCCACAGAAAAAAUUUCAGAGUCUAUAUCUCCGUUGCUUUCUCUUAGCCCUUACAAGGCUGGUGUGGAGUAAACCAGUUACAGUUUUAAAAAUCACGAGAUCGUUUACAACAAAACUAUUCUUUAAUUAUUUGUAUACCGUGUAAAACACAGUGCACAGUAAUGACAAACCGGCAAUAAUGGCGUUCACAGUAGAAGAAGGGAAACUCCUGUUCACUAUACGAAAAUGUACUCACUUCAACAAACUAAUAACCCACUCCUUUAAGUAAUGGCGUCUUGUCGCUCACAACAAUAAUUACACACCACUCCUCACACACUUGUUAUAUCCAAAGAUGGCUUGGACGGUCAAAUAUUUUAUUAGUCUUUUUAAUAGAGACAAUGGAGAUGUAGAAUACUUGAUUCCUCACUGAUCAACUACUUGAUUUAUUAUUAGACAAAAGCGAUUUAACUAGAAAAAAACCCAUCAAGCAAUGGCAAGGUGUAAGUCUCCCCUCAAUUAAAUUCACUUGAUAAAACAUGCAUUCAAGCAACUCACUUUAUUAUUCUCGGUACCUAUUGAACACAACGCUACAGACAUAUGAGAGAGUUAUUAAUCAUGAUUUUAAGCCCAUUAAUAGCAUGACAGUUUAUAGUGAUUAGAUUUAUAUUCUUAAAUCCAUGAAUUUCUAUAAAAUAAUAGCCGAUAAGAUUUCUUUUUUUUCCGGUGUUUAAUCAAAGUAAUGCACCUCAACCUUUUAUAAGUCUUGAGCCAAGUAUCCUGUUACUUCCAUAUAUCCAAGAGUUAGUAUUUUACUUUUGUUUAUAGUCUUUAUUUUCCAAGAUAACCAAUAAAUGACUCGCUUUGAUUCAGUAUUUGUAAUAAGUUUCCUUAUUUGUGCACUAAAAUGAUAAUAGUAUGUGUGUCGAAAAAACAUAACGACAGCUUUCCCGACUCUUUGAAUGAAUACGGAAAGUGGAUCUGAGUGUGUUAGGUACAAAAUGGGGGAAAAAAUAUCAAAAGAACUCAGAUGGCAUGUUUAAAAAUGAGGGAGAAAGAAGUAAAUCUGUUCAAAUAACGUUAGAAGUCUUAAAUAUAUAUAAAGCCUAAUGGGAAUAUAACUGUAGCACAUCACCAUCUAAUUCAAGUCGUGGAGUUGUUUUUAUUGUGUAAAAAGGCAGCUGUGUUUUUAUAUGACGAAUCAUCUCAAUGGUUCAUGGUCCCACAGAGCUGCAUCACGUUGACACACUUGACUCGCGCAUGCUUUCGAUGAACUAUUCAAGUUUCCAAAAUUAUAACAUUCACUUUUGUAAUACUGCAGGGACACCUUACCUCGCCUCGUUUCUCUAACUACUUUAUCUGGAUGGUAACCUCGUUCAUUCUGUCUCUCGUACUGCAACACUCAGGUAAUAACACGUUGAUGAGUUAGCCUUUCAUUUUAUUUGAUCUGCUAGACUGUUCACAAAUCAAGACCUUGGAAUUCUGCUCUGAAUGUCACGGGUUACUGUCUUCUCACGUCUAUCUUCUACUCCUUUCCGGCUUCGCUCUCUUGUCUACUCCUGUCCAGUGGAGUUCUCCCUCCUGUCUACUCCUGUCCGGUGUACUGUCCGGUUCGCCCCUCCGUCGGGCUUAACUCUCUCCGGCUUCGCUCUUCUGUCCAAUCUAACAAUCCCCUGUUAAAGGUCCACGAACUGGCCUUAGUGUCUCUAGAGGUCACGUCCCCAUGCUACUCUAGUUUCUACACGUGGGUACUCUAAUUAACCCAACACUUCCAUUCGUAAAAAUGGACCUCAACUGGCCCUUCCCCUCGCAUUCUAAUACCUAAUUAUAUUAGUCUCACCGUCACGCUCGUGCUUGGCGAUUACGGACGCACGUGUAAGUUGGUCAGUCUUCGUACUGUAGUUUUUCCCCUCACCUCUGCACCCCUGACAUCCCUUGCAUUCUAACGUCUCGAUUUAUCUGCGGUCACUGUCUAAUUUGUGCUUCUUCGUGAGAUCGCAGUCUGCUACCCGUUCUAAUUAGUCAACCCCCCAGGCUGAACUCUCUACAAUACUACGCUAAAUGUAAGUGGUCCAACAGAUGCUUGAGAGAUUAUUCUGUAAGCAAAGCGACGGACAUAGCCAAUUUUUAUAAUCAAAGCAUCCCAUUUAAUACAAAAUGAGACAAAUAUGUACUUGCUUCUAUUGGCUGAUAGAGAAACUGUAAAAGACUUUAUAUCUUAAGAAUGUAUGGCAGGGAACACGGAAAGCCCAAGUGACAAAAGCCAAGAGACUAGAUUUUUCCAAAAAUUGAAUAUUUUCUCGUGAGGAUCAUGUUAAGUUACAAAACUAGGGUAUUAAGUUACAAAACUAGGGCAAAAAAAGAUAGUUUUAAAAUAUAUUUUCCUAAGUCGUUUUAUUUUACAAGUAAACAUUAUAGAUCAUUACUCUUCAGGGCUAUUUUUUACUUUGGUGAUAAACUAAAUAUUUAUUUUCUACUCUGCUGCUUUAAGGUCGGAAUAUCGCACUUAAGCAAGACGCUUUACAAUCGAGUAAUUACGUCGGCGACCCCAUCAAUGUGGUGGAUGGGAACACCAAUAAUGAGUUUAACCAAGGAAGCUGCUCCCAGACAAACCCAUACGAUGAUAGCAACCCAACCUGGACUCUAUUGUUCCGGUCUCCUCAGAUUGUCUAUAAAUAUGUCAUUUAUAAUCGAAAUGAUAUGAUUGGUAAGUUUGCAUUAAAAGUAUUGAUUAAGAUUUCCUUCAAAUAUUUUUAAAAUAUGCUAGUUUGCCAUUCAGCUGAAUGAUGAAUAUAAGAUAAGAUAAGAUUAUUUUUAUUGAUCCAAAUAAAUGGAAAUGUUUUUUUGAUUGCAUUAUAUAUUAUAGCACAUAAAUAAAACAAUUUGAAAACAAGACAUUUAUAAUAAAUUAUUUCAAACAACCGUUCUGUGAGUUCUCUUAGCCAACUAAGGGACGUAUGAGUUCUCAUGAAGAUGUGAGACUUCUGAGGAAGCACGUCGGUAAAUUCGUACAGAUUGGGGAACAAAAGAAUUUUUAUAUCGGUCAUUCCUCGCCCUGAUGGAAAGAAUUCGUCCCGAACGGCCCGAUCCUAAGUAUCUGUGACGAAGAGGGUUGAAUGUAUCAUCCAAAAUGUGUUUAUUUUUGCAAAAAACAUGUUUCUUCGAAGAAAUAGAUCUUCAAGUGAAGGAUGUUUAGUUUGUGUUAUGUUACUAGCUUUCUUCAUUAGUCGGUUUAUGCGUUGUUUAAUAUCAGGCGUUGAAUUCCCACAUUAGCAGAUAAUACUGAAAUUAAGCCAGCUUCCAAUUGUUGCACUGUAGAAUAAGUUAACGAGUUGCUUGUUUACGCCGAAAUUGUACAGUUUUUUGAGGUAGAACAGUCUUUGGUUGAAUUUCUUAUACAGGAUUUGGCCGUGCUCAUGCCAAGUUAGCGUAUUAUUAAUGGUGACACCUAAGUACUUGUAUGCCUCCACUUUCUCUACACUUUGAUGUUUUUUAUGUUGAGAUCCGUAAUCAGAUGUUUCCCCCUCCUGAAAUCAACAACAAUUUCCUUUGUUUUUGAGACAUUCAGCUGGAGAAAAUUUUCAUCGCACCAAUUGAUAAAGCUUGUAACUAAGUUGCGGUAUAGGCCUUCUCCUUCAGAUAUUAAGCCAACAAUGGUGGUAUCAGCAGCAAAUUUUAAGAUUGAAACGGUGUCGCUUGAGCUUUGAAUAUCAUUUGUAUAUAUCAGAGGCGUAGCGUGAUUGGGGCAGGGGGGGGACAGAUGUCCCCGGGCGCCAGCUAGUUAGGGGCGCCAAAAUGUGCUUUGAUAUUAUUUUAUUGAUGAAAAUAAUGCGUUUGAGAGUUGAAAAAAAUAAAAAGGGGAGCUAAAAAUGGAUCUUGUCCCCGGGCGCGAAUCUAGUCCCCGGGCGCCAAACAUCCUCGCUACGCCACUGGUAUAUAUUGUAUACAGUACAGGAGAGAUGUCGAGGGUAUGAGAAUCACUGAUGUUAUGUGUAGAGCGUUGUUGUCAUGUUUUAUAGGGAAAAGAUGUUCGUUAGAGAUUUUAUGUGCAGCCGUAUCGUUUGUGUGAGAGUGUUGUGACGUAAUUGUGUAAUGGGAAGUGACGCGUUAGUUUUCGUUGUGGUUAGAGAAGAGUGAUGGCGGAUGUGCUACAUUGACUGUUGUGGAUUGAAUACUGCUAAGUGUUGUGCUGAGAGAAUUGAUGGGGAAUAUACUUGCAGAAGUGUUGGAUUGGUAUGUUGAUUAAUAUUUGGUUGGAGUGAUUUAUUAUCAAAUUCUGAAAUUAUACAUCAAGUCUUGUUCAUCGAGUAGUGAUAAAUAAACUUUCGUUUACAACAAACCGGUUGCUGUUUGUUGCAUUGGUGACUGUUUGUAUGGUGUGCUGCUGAACGGAGUGCAGUGAAAGACUGUGGCCAUACAGAAGAAUCUCAUCGCGACAAGAGAGAGCGCAACCUUCAUAUGCCCCCGUGCUUAUUUCUCUGGCUAGAGAUACUUGGUUAUUUACUUUGACAUAUUGUGGUCGAUUUGUUAAAAAGUUCAGUAUCAAACCUUGAAUAUUUAAACUGACACCUAACGAGGAAAGUUUCUUUAUCAUAAGGUGUGGUUGGAUAGUGUUAAAUGCUGAUGAGAAGUCUAAGAAAAGCAUUUUGGCAUAUGUGUUGGACUAUAUAGAAAUAUAUAGUUGACUAGAGAAAUAAGUUAGGGAGCGCCAUAGGAUUGUGCACUCUCCCUUGUCCUGUAUACAGUACAUACCCAUAUAUCCUUAGCCCAUGCUAUCACAUUCAACUCAUUACAUCUACCGAUGAUUCCAACAAAGCUGGAUAAAUAUUCAAGUGGAAUGUUUAUUACAGAACUUAUUUACAAACUUCUUUUGUGGGUACGAUAGUUAUUUUUUUCCAGUUGAAUCCAUCAGUAACUAACAAGUUUAAAAAUUGUUGUCGGUUUCCGGAGGGGAUAUGACCCUAUUUCAGAUCGUAUAUAAGCAUUCAUAGUAUAGAGCAAAUAGUGACAUAUUUUAUUAUCAUAGUUCGUCGGUCAAAAUCUCUCAUGACCACCUUAAGCAUCGUAUUUAAGAUAAGAUAAAAUGAGAUUAUUUAUGCAUCCAAACAAAUCGAAAUUUUUAAUUCCAUUUUCUGCACAUACAUAAAUACAUAUAUUAAUCAAGACAUUAUUUUACUUUUAUAAAAAUUGUAACACAAAACAUCUAAAGUUUUUCUCUAGCUUAAAAUUAACAGCCUUAAAUGAACUCCAUUAGUUACAAUGAUUAGUUGGGCUUAUUUCGAAGUUGACUGUGGGUUCGCAGAUGGCUUAUGAGACUUCGACCACCGAAGGUUUAGCGUUUGCGGGGCCCCGCGAGUUGCCGUAGAAUAUUCGGAAACUAAGCGAGUGAAUAAAUUUCCGUUAUGACGCGUCACAUUAUGACCAGCAAGUCCCAAGUACGACUAUAACGUGUCUUUAAUAUCCUAUCGAUGGAACAUGUAACGUCAACGGCCACGAAAAAUUCAAUUAACCAAGGCCCCACACCCUCCUGGAUCUGUGACAAUCUCGGGAGGGAAUUAAUCGUUUCUAAGCCAACACCAAUGAAAUAGACUCACCAAUAAAGCAGCAUCAAAUUAAACGAAAUUUGCUUCAAUUAAUGAGAUACCAACUAAUCUGGGUCAAUUAAACAAUAUAGAUUUAGCUUCAAUAAUAGUUACACAAAUUAAAAAUGCAAACGUUUACACCCUUAAAAAAAUAAAAUAUUCAAAUUAGUAUAAAUUAAAUUUUAACAUUAUUUAUGUAUAUCCUACCUAAACAUUCAAGAAAAUAAUAAGAAUUGGCGCAGGUCCCUAAGAAAAACAAUGCUCAAAAGUGGGAAGAAGUAAAAUUUAAAAAAAACAAUCAGGAAAAGGGACCUGAAGUUAUGUAAAUUUGUGAAUUUAGUUUAUCUCGAAUGGAAUGACCGAACCAAAUCUUGUUAUUAAUUUAUUCUCUAUAUAAAUUAUUCCAGGUGUAUAACUUGCAUGCGUAUUCUUAAGAGCUUUAUUGCAGUCCAAUGUGUUGUGAUGUCAUUGUGUUGUAUUGUCACAGUUGCUUGCUUCCCUUGUUGUCAGUGCGUCAUGCCCGUGUGUCUUAAAUUGAUGAGAUGCUAGAGGUCAUGCUGUUUUGCUUGUAGUUAGUCAUUAAAAAUCUUGACACGAAGCUGAACGGAGGUUUUAUUUUUCCUUGUGUAAGACAUAGUAUUACUAAACAUAACACAACACUGUUAGAAUUAUGUAAUUAAACUCCCUUGAAGAUCUUGCACAGCUAAAUGCAUUAGUAAAACAAAUCCAAAUUUGCUGGGUAUAUCCGACCCACUUAAUUACAGUUACUCAAGAUCCACUCGAUCAUGACUAAUUAUUUCCUUCAAUGAUGUAGAGAUUCAUUUGUCCUGUAACAUGUUUUACCAGGCUGUUCAUCCGGCUGAUAUAUAAACCAAUAGUCGCUCUUAAAGUCAUUAUUGUCCUAUAGAAGUUUAGUUCUUGAGUUUAAAUUUCUCUUGUUUAAUUGUUUUAACCAGAAAUUUUAUCGAUUUUCUUAAAAUGAAUAUCUAAAGUCUAAUCAAACAUUUACAUUUAUUUUAAUCAUCAAUAAAAUAAUCUUAAUUUUUUUUUGGGAGGGGGGGGGUGGAAAAGUGGUGGUUUGGGGGGGGUGGGGGUGAGGGUGGGGGUGGGGGGAAUUACAGAGCGAUUGCAAGAAGGUUUUUGUUUUCAAAAAUUAUCUUCAAUUUUUAAUCAUCAAUAAAAUAAUCUUAAUUUUUUUUUGGGAGGGGGGGGGUGGAAAAGUGGUGGUUUGGGGGGGGUGGGGGUGAGGGUGGGGGUGGGGGGAAUUACAGAGCGAUUGCAAGAAGUUUUUUGUUUUCAAAAAUUAUCUUCAAAAUUAUAAUAACUGCACAACUGUGUAAAAGCUACAGAGGCUGAAUUUUGCUGGACAACUAUCUCCAGAACCCCCAAAUGCCCCGCACUUAAAUUUGACCCCAUGUUUAUUGGUCUACAUUUAUGUUUUAACAUCUUGUUUUUAUUGUAUCCAACUUUGUUAUUCAGAAAUGUUGCGUCUUUUCAUUUUGCGGAGCUUUGACUUCUACGAUGACGAAAUCUUUACCUACAGUGACAUGGAAGACCCAAAGCUCGUGUACUCAGUUAUGCCCAGCUCUCCCAUGUCUGUGGCAAGAGUAAACAUAACGGCGACGGAGUAUACUUAUUAUUAUUAUGCUAUUGUCCUUUCGUUGUGUGAGGUGGAAAUUUAUGGCGGUGAGUGUUGCAAAGUGCUAAGACCAAAAUACUUGUUUCUUCGACUGUGAGUGAAUGAAGGAUGUGGGAAAUGUAAAUUUACAGCGUUUCAAUUGCUCAACAAAUACUCUUGUUGUUGUUUUUCCGUCACACAAUGAACAACUCAUUUAGGCGAGCAAAAAAUGUGCAAGUCUAUUUUUAACCAAAAGAAAAAUAAACAUAAUAAUUAAAAUUUAAUGAUGAUGAUUAUUUUUUAUCACAUUCAUUAAAAUCCUUUUUAAAACAUUUAACUUGCUGAUAAUUUAAUGUUACACAUUACUUUUUAAAAGAUUCUGAUUGUCCAUUCGGGUAUUAUGGACGUGAGUGUAACAACACCUGCAACUGUGCUGUGGAGGGUGAGGUGUGCAUUGUUAGCACUGGAGGCUGUCCAUCUGGGUGUGCUACUGGUUACAUUGGAGAAGAUUGUAGUGAAGGUUUGAAUUAAGGAUCUUCAUUAUUUAUUUUUUACGAACUAACUUAGCUACAAUACCGCCCCACCCCCCCNGGACCAGUGGAUCUGAGGAAUAGUUUUAACGGAAAUAAUCAUGAUUUCAUUAAUACAAAAGAGUGAAAUAACUCGGUGUUUUUUUUUUUUUCUUCUCUUGGCUUAAAAAAAUAAUAAUUAAAUAUUUCUAAGUAAAAAAAAGGAAAAUAAAACAUUCUAAAUUUCUUUGUAAUUUACUUAUCUAAGUCGUAAUUUCUAACACAUGAUUGUCAGAGACAGUGCACCAACAUGAAUUUCUUGUAUGUAUUUUACAGUAUGUGGUCCAACUCUUUACGGCAAAGAUUGCCAGAUGCACUGCAGUCAAACAUGCCCUGAUCAGCUGUGUCACCACGAGACAGGUUACUGCAACGAUUGUCCUUUGGGAAAAACUGGAGUUUAUUGUCAUGAAGGUACUGACUGACCUUUCCACACUUUUAUUUUCAAACGUGUACACAAGAUUGCUUGCCAGUUUCUCUCAUGUUUUAGUGUUACACCGUCAUCCAUAAACAUGUGUAAAUAUGAUUUAUUUUCACAGCUCACGGAUAAGUUUACAGACCACGUUUACAGCUCGCAUCAUUCUAUUAACGUUGUUGAAACGAUGCGUUAACCUCAAUUCAAAACUGCAGCCUCUGCGUGUCCCACCUUCUCGAAAAGGCUCUGGAACUCACUGGGAUUUCCUACAGUGUUGAUAGAAGCAGCAAUAGUUACAACGCAACAUUAGAAAUCGCAACCAGCUCGUUUAAAUGCUUACUUACUCAACAACCAAUACACUAAGUGAUGAUAUGAAUCACUUGGAACUCAACCAUUUAAUAGACUAGACAUUAAGCCCAGCGGUGCCAGUGUUUGACUUUUUUUUUAACUUAACUAAAUCCUAUCGGCGGACACAUUAAUUUAGUGUCAAAAACACGUCGCUAAAUUUGUUUCGUUUAAAAUAUCAACAUAUUUUAUAAGUCUUUAAGCACUGAAGUUUGAGAAAGUUAAAACCCAUGAUUAAAAACCAAAUUGAACUGCUUAAAAAUGUAAUUUUUAAAAAAGGUAUUCCUCACUGCCAAAGCUUUAGCUGCUCAUUAAUUAAAUACAGGAUGAUUAUCGACAGGAGCCCAUUCCAAAUGAGUCAAUUGUACUUAUCGUUAAGAUAUGGGACUCUAUAAAAAUUAUGCAGAUAAAUACUCAUUUUACACUUCAAAUUCAUCUCCCUAAAAGCUGAUGGAAUUUACCAAAGAGUUUGCCUUUGAUAUAUAUUACUAUUGCUGCUGCCGAAGCCAGAAAAUAUAUAGAGAUCUAUAAAACUAAAAUAAAAUUUCCUGAGAUAUUUAGCUUCAAUUGACAUUCCAUGGCGUUUUGUCAAUGUGGAACAAUGGAUAUUUUACUGGAUAAUUCUCGAGAAAUAUCGGGUCACCCAGGAUUGGAUAUUAUUACUCUAGGAUACACCUCUAUUUCAAUAUGCCAUUGGCAUGGUAUGUCUAACAAGUUUGACCUCCAUCGAUGAAUUCACGUAGAACCGUAUAUUGUUAUCUAAGCAUACGUGUAUUUAUUAAUCUUAUUUAUGGAAAAAAAAGAAAUUGAGGACUGUUAUGUAGACGACGUAUUUACGUCAUUUACUCAAGCAGACGCUGUCCUACUAUUAGCGCGUGACUUACCAAGAAUGGUCUUCCCAUUGAUCUUGGCCUUGUUUACUACCAACUAAAAUUUUAUUCUCUGUUCUAAUAGAAUUUGUGGAAAGGUCGGGAGGGAACUGGAAAGGAAAACAAUGUGUAAAGCGUUUCCAGAUGCGUCGGUAUAACUGACUAUACAUAUAUAUAUAUAAGGGGAUUCAGAGAGCAUUGGGAGAGAGAUCACGAUAAUAUUUUACUUUACGGGACGACAGGUUAGCAUUUAUGUUUAGUGUGGGUUAUUCUUGAUAGAUCUGUGUCUAGUUAUAUGUGUGAAUUCAUAUUAAUCGUUGUACCAUUUUUUUGGCACAUUGAAUUAACUGAGUACCGGUUCAAGAAACACCAUACUCUGUAAGUUGAUGAUUUUAAAUAUAGUUCUUUUAUUUUGUAAUCCAUAGUAACUUAUUAAAUCGUGUUAAUUGUAAUUAGCACUGUUUUGAGUGUCGUAUUUCUCUCGUCUUUUUAUGCUCAGUUCUGAAAUGAGCUAUACGUGUAAAUAGGAGAUUAAUUUCUCCCUAUAGACAGCAGUGCGUAAAAAGGACCCAGGCCGCCACAAGUGUUGAGCGUUAUGAGCUCAAAACCCUGCAUUAUUUCAAUAUAGAUAUUCAAGAGCAUGUGUGUCAAGUUUCCUCUACACCUAGUCCUCUCUAGUUCUACUCAUUGACACUUUUGUUUGGAUGGUACUGUCACUCGUGCUACCACAAUGAGGUAACAACACGUCGAGGGUUAUAGCCACCCUCUGUAUUUCUCUGCUACAUUCACGUUCCUGUUACUGAACUCUGACUCUCACUUCAGGUCUCUGCGAUUGUCCUCGUAUGCUCUCCGGGUGAGCUCUGAAUCAAAACCCCACUAACGGUCCUGUUUUUUUUUAGUCCCCAAAUAAGUCUUGAUAAAGAUUCCUUCACAGAACCAUAUGAUUCUACAUCUGCGUGACGACAUGUCUAUCCUCCCUUGUUCUAUAAUGAAGUCACGCUUCCCUCCGUCCACAUGUGUGGGGCACCACAAAGUGUUAAAUGCUGAUGAGAAGUCUAAGAAAAGCACUCUGGCAUAUGUUUUAAGACUGUCUUAGGUGAUGGUAAAGUCUCUUCAACAAUAGUAAGAUUGCAUCCUCCGUACUUCUGCAGGUUUGUUAGAAAAUUUGUGUGGGGGGGGGGGGGGGGGGACCAAGAUUUUGUUAGACUUCUUUCAAAAUUUCUUUCAGAAUUAUUUUCUCAAAACAUUUCAUGUAAGACUGUCUUAGGUGAUGGUAAAGUCUCUUCAACAAUAGUAAGAUUGCAUCCUCCGUACUUCUGCAGGUUUGUUAGAAAAUUUGUGUGGGGGGGGGGGGGGGGGGGAUCAAGAUUUUGCUAGACUUCAUUCAAAAUUUCUUUCAGAAUUAUUUUCUCAAAACAUUUCAUGACAAUAGAGGUAAGUGCAACAGGUCGUAAGUCGUUGUUGCGCGUUAACUUAUUAUUCCUUGAAAUUGGUAUGAUUUCUGAAGUUUUUUUUAAAUUGCUGAUAUUGUAUGAGUUACAUAAGAUUUAUUAAAUAUGUAACAAAAAAUGUAGGACAGCUGUCUGAGAAUAGCUUAAUGAGCCGACCACUUAAGUUGUCUGGUCCCGAGGCCUUGGCUGCGUCCACUUGUUUCAAUAAUGACAUCACUCUCUGUUCGGUGAACAAUAAAAUACCAUCAUGUGUACUACUGCCAUAUUGAAAUGAAUUUAUCAUCUCCUUGUGUACUGUUCCAAAGUCCAGGCUGUCACAAAGAAAAUAAUAGUCAUUUAAGUCGUUAACAAAAUUCCUCACGUCCUCAACACUUAAACAUUCUCGCUUACGAGUAUAUCCAGCUAUUUGCUUUAGACCGCCCAACAAGCCUUUGAGUUGUUAGUGAGGAAUAAUUUUUCGAUUUUUUUUAUUAUUGUUUUUUACCCUGAUAUAUUUUUCUUUCAAUAAUUGUGUGGCUUUAAUGAAUUCAUGAUCGUUAAUCUUAAACAUGAUCUUCUUGUGGUGGAUGGCCUCCUUUAUUUCUCUGCUCAUCCAGGGUUUGUUGGUGUUGAAUACUCGGAUGGUUUUUGGGGGGAAUAAUUUCGUCUACACAGAACUUAAUGUAGGAAUUGACUACAGAUUGUUUUUAAAACUGGCUUAUAGCAUGGCGUUAGGCGAAUCAUUGUGUGGUCGGAUUCUCCUAGUGGAAAUAAACCACAACAUGUUUAGGCCUUUUUUAUAUUACAUUAACACAUGUCCAGAGUUUGAUCUUGUGGUGUAGAGCAAGUAACGUACUGGGUGUAUGUUGGCAUGGUUUUAUCCAGUGAUAGUGGAUUAGAUAUUGAUGGAAAUGAGGUUUCAAAGUUUGUCUAUGCUCAGUGUCUUGUAAUGCUUUUUCACUGUAUAAUACCGUUAUGUCCGUUAUAAAAGUAUUGCAGAAACGUAUUGUAUGUGGCAUUGAAGUAGCAUAUAAUAAACGUUUAAUACGUUUAUCAUUUGAUUACAAAAGGGAAAAAACUAUGGACUGACAUUGCAAUGCGUGUAUCAAAUUGAGCUAUUGAGACGCUGCUACAGGGUUUGUCAUUUCUAAAACUGGAACACGUCAGAUUCCAUUGCGUAAUGUUACUAUUUUUAAACAUUCUUUCGUCAAACAGAGCUUCUAAUUAUAGAAUUGUUGGUACAUUGUAAUGCUUCAUUUUAUUUUACUUUUUUUAAGUAUAUGAAAUUUAAAAGAUAAAAGUUUUUGUAAUUUUUUUCUUCAAUAGACUGCUCCCCGGGUUGGUUUGGUGCCAACUGUUCCAACAGGUGCAGCUUGAAUUGUGGAGGAGAUGGCGCGUGUAGUGUAUCUGAUGGUGUGUGCGUGUCAGGAUGUAAAGAUGGCUACAGUGGCUUAAUGUGUGACACAGGUAAUCAAUGGUCCAUCUCACUUAUCGGCAUAUAAAUUAAAAAGUAUAAUUACAUAAAAUGUAAAAUCAAAUUUCAGAUCACUUAGCCUUCACGCUCCACUCUUGCUUAACCCAAGGUUUAAAAUUUUUAUGGAAAUUUAAUUAUUUUUUUUUUAAAAUAAUAAUAAUAAUAACUAGUUGCAAAAAUAGCUGAACAAUGAAGCAUUUCUGUUGCCAUGCUUCCAGACUGCCAGCUAGGUUGGUACGGCCAAAACUGCUCAAAGAAAUGCAGUGCAAACUGUGGAGGGGAUGGCUCAUGUGGUAAGGGGAACGGGACAUGUUCCCUUGGAUGCCUCAGCGGAUACACGGGGAACACGUGCACAACAGGUAGAUAUGAGAGCGAUGACGUCGUUCACUGUGUUAGUGAAGUGAUGUGAGUAAAAUUUAGGUUUCUCUGGUGGAUAAGGUCGGAGACUGAAUCACAUGUUAAGUCCUCACUUAAUUCAUUGGAACCCAAAAAAAACGACCUUUUCAGACAGACAUCUGUGAUUUCAGCGUUUUAUGAAAUGCACUUUCUAGUACAAACCCAAAAAUUAUCGCAAAUAUGUUUUUUCGUGACAAAGAAGGUCAUGAGGCUAACAUGCUUAAAAAUUAGUUUUGAUGGAUAUUCAGAAUUUAAAUGUUUAACUUGUUUCUUGAUAUUUUUCAUUACUAUUAUAACUAAAACGUAAGCUAAUGAAAAGAAGGUGACAAAUAGCGAGAACUGGCAAAAAUUUUGUUCAGCCUGUAAUUUGAGUUUUUUUUUUUUUUUUUUUUUUUUUUUUUUUGGAACAUAGUUUUUUUUUUUUUUUUUAUUUUUUUUUUUUUUUUUAAAAAAAAAAGUAAAAUAAAAAAAAAAAGGGGAAAAAAAGGGAAAAAGGGGAAAAAUUUUUUUUACCCGUUAAUUUUGUUUUUUUUUUUUUUUUUUUUUUUUUUCUUUUUUUUUUUUUUUUUUUUUUUUUUUUUUUUUUUAUUUCAUGGAACAUAGUUUCAUUUGACUAUUUAUAUAAGUGUAUGUGUAGAAGUGAAGCGAGCCUGUUUCAAUUGACUAUUAAAUAUAUAUAAGUAGAAGUGAAGAGCAUUUCAUUAUCUGUGUAUAUUUCAAAACGCUGAUGUACUCAAAUGUACUUAAGCAUGUACUCUGUUACGGGUUGUUGUCUUCUUCCAGCUUGUACCAGCGGCUCGUUUGGUGAAAACUGUGCCAGCACGUGCAGUGUCACGUGCGGUGGAGACGGCUCCUGCUCAGCUCAGAGUGGAUCGUGUUUGCAUGGAUGUAAAGAUGGAUAUACUGGGUCUUUGUGCAAUGCCGGUAAUACAAUGAUACGCAUUCCCAUCAUGUAGUUGGCGCCUCAAACAUACACUUUCUUAUAAUCUCCAAAGAUUAUAUGAACUUCUUCCCUGAGCUUGCUCAUAACAUCAUAUUAAUACGUGAGAACUGUGACACCUGGUCAGUGGGAUUUGAAAGUGCGGCAGAAAAGGGACACAUUGUGCAUAGUAAAUGAAUCACAUAUUUUACCUUAAUUUAUUACUGCCUGCAACUGCCUCUAAAAUAUGUAAUUAUACACUUUGAAGUCAGAGAAAUAACCCCCCACCCCUUUCCCCCGAUAUACCGGUUUUGAAUUACAUUGACCAGUUUAUUUGAGUGGUCAUGUACGUUUUUACAAAUUAACUUCUUUAUUUUUAUGACAAUGUACGUUAUUAUAAUAAAUUGACUUUUUUAUUUUAGAGACCAUGUAUGUUAUAAUAAAUUACUAGUUUAUUUUAGUGACCAAAUACGUUAUAAUAAAUUAACUAGUUUAAUUUAGUGACCAUAUAUGUUAUAAUAAAUUAACUAGUUUAUUUUAGUGACCAUAUACGUUAUAAUAAAUUGACUUGUUUAUUUUAGUGGCUAUAUACGUUAUAAUAAAUUGACUAGUUUAUUUUAGUGGCCAUAUACGUUAUAAUAAAUUGACAAGUUUAUUUUAGUGACCAUAUACGUUAUAAUAAAUACGUAUCUUCAUUCUUCGAGAGGCAGCCGUUGACCAGACACGUUGUAAUAAAUUGACUAGAUUAUUUUAGUGGCCAUAUACGUUAUAAUAAAUUGACUAGUUUAUUUUAGUGACCAUGUACGUUAUAAUAAAUACGUAUCUUCAUUCUUCGAGAGGCAGCCGUUGACCAGACACGUUGUAAUAAAUUGACUAGUUUAUUUUAGUGGCCAUAUCCGUUAUAAUAAAUUGACUAGUUUAUUUUAGUGGCUAUAUACGUUAUAAUAAAUUGACUAGUUUAUUUUAGUGGCCACAUACGUUAUGAUAAAUUGACUAGUUUAUUUUAGUGACCACAUACGUUAUAAUAAAUACGUAGCAUCAUUCUUCGAGAGGAAGCCGUUGACCAGACAUGAAACAAGCGAGUCAUUAAGGCCAUGCUGUUAAUGUGUCUCGAAUGAAAGAUGCAGAUUUUUGCAGAAUAUAUUAAGUUGUACAUUUCUUCCUAUUUUUCCUUUAGUUUGUCCUCCAAGAUAUUAUGGUCCCAGCUGUGGCCAUGAGUGCAGUGAGUUUUGUGUUGUCGAUAAUUUCACAGGACCAGGAGUCUGUCAUCAUGUGUCGGGGAGUUGUUUGUUGGGCUGUCAGGACGGAUAUGAAGGAACGUCGUGUUCUGAUGGUGAGUAAUUUGCAAACAAAUACUCAUGGAUUUAUCAACAUUUUUGUCCAAAUAUUUAGACGGAAUGAGAAACAAUCUUUGAUUGUUUUGAUGAAAGUAAUAAUAUAUUUUGUGUUUGCUACUAUGGAAAUUAAACUGACAAGCUAUACAUUAAAAUAACUAGACUUAUUUAAUUAUGGUCGUCUUAUUUGUUGUAUUAGAGAAGAACCAGGGUGAGGUCACACUGAUCGGUCUGUCGUGUGGACUUGGGUUGGCUGGGGUCGUCAUCAUCAUUCUCACAGUACUUCUUUGUUUGAAAAGCAGAAACGAGCGGACAAGAAAGUCUGUCUAUGACGACAUGCAUGGGAGAGAAGUAGACGAGCAGCCGUAUGAAACAUUUACUGCGAUAGCAGGUGACAGGAUGUGUUGUGACAUGGUGGCAAGAUGUGUUGUGACAGGGUGGCAAGAUGUGUUGUGUCAGGGUGGCAAAAUGUGUUGAGUCAGGCUGGAACGAUGUGCUGUGUCAGGGUGGCAAGAUGUGUUGAGUCAGGAUGAUAAGAUGUGUUGUGUCAGAUUGACAAGAUGUGUUGUGUCAGAUUGACCAGAUGUCUUGUGUCAGAUUGACCAGAUGAGUUGUGUCAGGGUGACAAGAUGUGUUGUGUUAGGGUGGCAAGAUGUGUUUACUCAGAUUGACCAGAUGUCUUGUGCCAGGUGACAAGAUGUGUUGUGUCAGGGUGGCAAGAUAUUUUGUGUCAGGGGAGCAAGAUGUGUUGUGUCAGGGUGGCAAGAUGUGUUGUGUCAGUGGGAUAAGAAGCGUUGUGACAGAUUGACCAGAUUUGUUGUGUCAGGUGACAAGAUGUGCUUGUCAGGGUGGCAAGAUGUGUUGUGUCAGUGUGGCAAGAUGUCUUGUGUCAGGGUGAUAAGAUGGUUUGUGUCAGAUUGACCAGAGUAUUGUGUCAGGGUGGCAAGAUGUGUUUGUCAGAUUGACCAGAUGUGUUGUGUCAGGUGACAAGAGAUAUUGUGUUUGGUGACAAUGUGAGAAAUUUCAGACAUAACAAUACAUACAUUCUCUUAAAAGUAUUUAAAUAGAAAUGUCAUUAUUGAAAACUGAAAUAUGUUGUCCCAGUCCUAAACGUUAUGUUCUUAGUUUAUAAUGUUAAUAUAUUUACCUCAAUAAACCAAUUGAAAUAAACAUGUCAACAUCCUUAGUCCUUGUAUGAAGCAGUGCAACAAUAAUUAUGAGAACAAAGAAACAAAAAACAAAGCAAAUUAAAAGUGUUUUUUUUUUUUGCUCCAAGGACGUUCAAAUCUGACUCUUUAAGUAGAAUAUAUAUUCAUGUUAGGUCUAUCUGUCUACAGGAACGGGCGGGUCCAACCGAGAUGUGGGUAAUGAACUCGGCAUACAGUCACCUACACAUAACACCGAUGGGAUAGGGGGACUGAGUAACGGCGUGUACGAGGACACAACGUUCCAGAAUCAUCCAGAUUUUACGACUUACAGUAAGAUUUAUUUAUAUAUAUAUAUAUAUAUAUUUAUUUAGGCAUUUUUAUAUAGCUCUACCAUAAAGCUCUAAGCGCUUUACAUGUAAACUAAGUAAAAUAAAAAUGAGACACUAGGAUAUAUACACACACAUAUUAAAUUAACAAUUUAAAGAAUGUAUAGAAGAAACAAUUGUAAUCUUUAUUUUUAAAAAUAUUUUAAUGUAACUACAUAUUUCACGCCCUAAAGAUGAUGAUAAGAAAGCUUUUACUAUAAUUUGUUUUAACUGUAAAUUAACUAACAACGUUCAGAUAUAAAUGAACCGUGAAAUACUCUCAUUAAUGCCCUUGUGUAUAGCAAUGCCUCACCGUUACAGAUGAAUGAAUUUAAUUCUUAUCAUAUACUCAUUAUAAUAUUUCUAACAGUGUGUCCAGAUGAAAGUGCUCCCUUGCCCGCCCCACGCAAACUCAACAACAACAACAGGGCAUCGGUGCCUGCUGCCGUGCCGACGAAUGGCGUGACACACACAACGGCUACAACAGCAAGGGCAACGGAUUCAAUCAAAAGUCACACGGGGCCUGUGUACACCAAUAGUGAGACUGAACGUACAAAAUAUUUGGAGAGUUACUCGUAGAGGAUGUAUUUGAUUUUUCCUGGAUAACUGUGUUAUGUUAAUAUGAUAGCCGACAGUCGUCAGAAGUUGAUGGUUGUUAUAUUUCAAUGGUUCUUAAAGGGGAGAAGUCACUCAGAUGACAAAGAUAUUUGAGAACCUUUCCCGUUGUCUAUUAUUUUACAAUUGGAAGAAAAAAAAGUUUACAAACUAAAAAUUCUAGAAACAUUUUCUUUUCAGCAUCAAUAAUGUCGGAAAUGUUGUUUCGUUUGUAUUAUUACAUUAAGAAUUGAAGUUUAUUUUUUUUAAUAUUAUGCAAGUUAUAAUGUGGAUGUUUGGACAUUAUUGACUAUGUAACUGUGAAAAAUGUUUAUUGAAAAUGUGAUAUAGGCCUUUGAAAGAAUGUUAUGUGUGUGUUAUCGAAGUCUGUUUUAUCAUUUUUCUAAACAAAUAAAAGUUUAACCAAAUUUGAAUGCUAGCUAUACCAAUUGUACAAAGACCCACCCACCAAUUGUCCCAACAAUAAAAAGAAAAAGGCAGACUGCGCUGGGCAGGACAUAUCGAAAGGGUGCCAGAAUGUAGAGCAGAAAAAGUGAUGUAUAGGAAAAAAACCUAAGGGCAGACGACUCACCUGUCGCUCUAGAUGAAUCGCCUAUGUAGAGAAGGAUUUACACCACUUGGGGGUUCAUGCGUGGAGGCGGAAAGCCACGGAUCGCUCCGAAUGGAAGGAUGUGGUGGAGCAGGCCAGGGCCCUACAUGGGCUGCAGAGCCACUGGUGAUAAUGAGUAAAUUUGAAUGCUGAAAAUAUUUGACC